Messenger RNA from Vombatus ursinus (common wombat), 270 nucleotides. Its product is annotated as dynein light chain 1, cytoplasmic-like. Lineage: Eukaryota; Metazoa; Chordata; Mammalia; Diprotodontia; Vombatidae. Gene Ontology annotation, cellular component: cytoplasmic dynein complex. Gene Ontology annotation, molecular function: dynein light intermediate chain binding; dynein intermediate chain binding. The record is from RefSeq and is a predicted model, not a curated record. Gene Ontology annotation, biological process: cilium assembly; microtubule-based process. The transcript has a single exon. Bases 1 to 270 code for a protein of 89 amino acids.
AUGUCUGACCGCAAGGCCGUGAUCAAGAACGCAGACAUGUCGGAGGAGAUGCAGCAGGACUCGGUGGAGUGCGCUACUCAGGCCCUGGAGAAGUACAACAUCGAGAAGGACAUCGCGGCCCACAUCAAGAAAGAGUUCGACAAGAAGUACAACCCCACUUGGCACUGCAUCGUGGGGAGGAAUUUCGGCAGUUAUGUGACGCAUGAGACGAAGCACUUCAUCUACUUCUACAUGGGCCAGGUCGCCAUUCUGCUCUUCAAGUCUGGUUAG